Messenger RNA from Pocillopora meandrina, 2566 nucleotides. The record is from the annotation of a GenBank genome assembly. Lineage: Eukaryota; Metazoa; Cnidaria; Anthozoa; Scleractinia; Pocilloporidae.
AUGUCAUUUCAAGGAAUUGAUGGAGUGCUUAAGAUUGAUGAAAGAGUUGUGACAUUUAUUAAUGAUAGUCCAGCCAGAGGAACUGUACGAUAUAUUGGUGAGGAGAGGGAUUCAACUGGAAAUGUUUACAUAAUUGUAGGAUUAGAACUGGUAAGUUCAUUAACAUGCUUGUUUAACCAACUGUGACUGAGCCUUGAAGUGUUAUCCAACUAUCAGAAGAGAUUAAACUGAAUAAUUAUGUUUCAUUUUCCCUUUGCAUUCUCACACAUGAAAAUGGGUCUAGCAUUUCUGCAAAGAAGAAAUAAAAGAAAGAAAAAAAUGAUUGUUAGGUGUAGCCUGAGUUUAGUAAAAGCAAAGAUGUCUGAUCUGUUUUCCUAUCGAAAUGUGAGAAUGAGAAUUUAGUUAACUAUGGAAUUGUGGUCACUUUUUAAAUUUAUUAGAAAAGUAGAUUUGAAGGACUAGUAAGGAAACAUUUCAGGAAGAUAACUUAUUCCAGUAUUAACAGGAGUGAAUUGCACUUGCUAUUACAGUAUUCAUUGAGGUUCGAUGUUUUGUUUGGUUUUAUCUGACUUUGAAAAAGAUCAAGCAAAGACAUGAUUUAAACUUAAGGAAUUUCUGCCAAACCAGUUACCAAGUGAAAGUUUUUCCUAAACAUGCAUUAGCACAAUUAUGUUUUGAUCAUCCUGGGUUAGACCAGUGGCUGGGGUGCACCACCCUCCCAGCCUUGUCCAUAUGAUAGUCUGCUGGUAUCUUAUCAAUUGUUAGCAAAAAUAAGCUACAUUGGUGUCAUGUUUGGUCUCAUCACACAACAUUCUCUCUCCCCUGUCAGCUUGUGCAUCAGUGAUAAACAGAGUUGACAAAUAUGCAAAAUUUUUAUUUUACAUUCUGAAGGCAUGAUUUAGAAGAAACUGACUGGGACAUAGCUGGUUUUUCUUGGAAUAUAUUUUAAGUGUUACUUCUUUAAUAUUAGGUCCAGUUUUGUUUUGUUUUGUUGUUUUAGAUAUUUUAACUGAACUUAAUGAAACUAAAAGUGCUCAUACAGGCUGAGCAAUAGAGCUUAAACUGGUUGUAAGAAAAAGACCUACACUGUAAACUUCAAAUUGGGAAUGUGGUGUUUUAAAAGUUGUUGUGUCCAUCUGUCACAUUUUUAUUUAGGAUGAAAGAAUGGGAUCUGGUUGUGGUGAAAGAUCUGGCUCUAUAAAGUUUGUUUGUAAGAGGGAUUAUGGAGCAUUUGUACCAUUGAAAAAUGUCAUACCAGAAAAGGACUUUGAUGGUAAUCCUGGAAAAGCUGCAAAACAAGAAGCUUGUGGAAAGUGGGAGGAAAUUCAUGAAGAUGAAUUGUAUACGAGGUCAAUGAGCUGUGUUAAUGUACCAUCAGGCAGACAAAUAAUUUGAACAUUGGACAUUUUGAAACACUGAAGCUUUAGUCGUAUGGUGAUGUGGUGUCCCAGAGUGCAUUUUUUUCCUGAAAUUUUUAGGUCUUUUGCAGGUAGUUUGCCUUAACGGGCAUGUUGUUUUGUAUGGCCUUAAUCUUUGUUGUUGUUGUGUGAGAUGCAGAGCUGAAAAAGUGUUGCAAAUUCCUUUUUUCUUUCCAAGGAGAUCAUUGAUCUGUGUGGGGACGUGUAAGGUACAAAAUUUCUAGAAAAACCUCUUAUUUCCAAUUCGUGGGUUCGUGUAGACUUCCGUGAUAAGUUUUAUAUAUCUUCUGUUUCAUCCCUUUGCACAACCUUGAUUUUUUUUUAGUUACAGAGACUCGAAUAUAUUCAGGUCUUAACGAUGAAUCAUGCUGAGAUUUUAAAGAUGAAAACAUUUAAAGACAAGCAUGGGAAUCUGUUUUCCUCUUUUCUUUUAUACGUCCCUUUAACGACUUAAAAUGAAAAAUGAACAUUUAAAGAAUUUUUUUACUAUAUUGUUUCCUUUUCUUGAGAUACUCGUAAUGAAUCUGCCAAAAAACUAAGACAAACUAAUUCCUUGAAUUCUUCUGGAGUAGAAGCAAUCAUAAUCUGUGAACCGAUUCCCCUUUCACUCAAUUCCCAUAAGCUUAAAGCAUUUAAAUGUUUAGACUUAAAAAAAGAAGUCUAUUCAAUUGGAGUAUCAGUUUUACCUUGAACAUUUUAAAACACUGAGGCUUUAGAUGCAUGGUGACAUGUCCUAAAGUGCAUUUUUUUCUGAAUUCUCAGGUCUUUUGCUGGUAGAAUUAUUUGUAUGAAUGGUGUGCGACGGAUUAAUUGUCAGCCAAUUUGUGAAAUUGGAAUGCAUCCAGGGGUACUCCUGUCAUUGUAGUGUAUAGAACAUAGCUUAAAGCAUUGAUGUGAGGAAAACAGUGGAUUCAUUAUGUAUCUUUAACUUAGGUGCUAGUACGGAAUCUGUCAGAAAACUAAGAAGAACAAAUUCAAUGAGCUCAGCUGAAACUAAACUCAUAAUGGCUGCUGGAGAAUCCAGCGAAACCGAUCUACAGGAGUUUAUAGAGAAACAACGUCAGAUACUCAGGGAGUUUGAGUUUAAAAACCUGCCUGACAAUCAAGGUAAAGAUGUCAUCAUACACGAUGAAGAAAGGACAGACAGU